This is a messenger RNA of Linum tenue, 1270 nucleotides long. Lineage: Eukaryota; Viridiplantae; Streptophyta; Magnoliopsida; Malpighiales; Linaceae. The record is from the annotation of a GenBank genome assembly.
GUCUGCGAGAGGGUUUAUGAACACGAUCGAUAACUGAAACCCCUUCUUCUCCGCCUGCAUUCCUCCCACUCCCUCAUUUCCCCAAGUAUUCCGCUUCCCGAUUGUGGCGUGUGCACUAUCAUGGAGGACGAGCCCAGCAUCCUCGAAUCCUUGCUCGACGAUGGAGAAGAAGACGUCGAGAUGGUCGACGUCGAAGAGGGCCAACUCUACGAACUAACUACGGAUACUACCGCCCAGGCCUCCGGCGAGGCUAAAAACAAUGGCGGAGGAGAAGGGGAGUCUCCAGACACCGCUAUGAAUCCGAGUAAAAAGAAGAGGAAGAAGAAUAGGAAGAACAAGAAGAAGAAGAAGCAGCCCGGCAGUGGCCCGGCUCCUCCCGUGGAAAUAAAUAGGUUUGUGAUAGAUGCUUGUAGGCGUCUGAAAGAGAAGAAAUCAUACUUGGUCUACUCCGCUGUGGGGACUCUUGGAGUUGAAGCCGUGAGUGAUCUGGUUAGAGAGGUGGAUGCUAUUCAGUCGUGUGGGGGACAGAUGACUGCAGAUGGCAAACGUUCUAGAACAGGUGGUGGGAUAUUAUGGAACAUCUUAAAGUCAAGAGAACCUGCAGCAUACAGAGAAAUAAUGAAGCAAGCAAAGGAGUUUGAGAAGCAAUUAUUUAAGCGACAGAAGAUGAUUAUGCGAUCAGCUAAUGCAGAAAAUGCAGUAGGUCUGUCUAAUGAAACUCCAUUUGCAAUCACCGAGGAUGAUACUACAACAACGUUUGGCGUCCUUGUGCCUGAAAGCCAACUUGUAAAGGACAAUGGUGAGGUGAAGCGCGGUUCUGUUCAUGAUAGGAUUAGAGUACCUGUUUCAUAUGAGGAUUUGAUUCAGGAUGAACCAAAGGAGAGUUGUUCAUAGCUUUUUUUAGCGUGGAUGGUGCAAUUACUUGUUAAAAAGAACAGCUAUAUAUUUUUGGGGGGGCUAUUCUUGCUUUCUGAUGAAUGUCUUUUGUUCUCGUCAUACUCCAAUGGAAUGCAAUCGCUGUGGGAGUUCUGGGUUCAGGUCUUCAGGAUAUUGUGAGGUUUUAUGCUCGUGGGAAGUGCUGCGCCACACUCACCAUUGGAUUAAUACCGUGCCACACAAGGAUCUAAAAGAAGCCUGGACUCGGAUGCAAGACUUGGGAUCUGAAGCCUAAGACAAGGGAAGACCCGUCCCUUCUUCUCUUUACCCCUGUUUGGUUUCUGGAUUAAUCUAUAAUAACCGGUGAUCUAGUUAAUCUAGUUUAGGAUCCAAG